This is a messenger RNA of Rotaria sp. Silwood1, 2352 nucleotides long. The record is from the annotation of a GenBank genome assembly. NCBI's taxonomy places the organism in Eukaryota, Metazoa, Rotifera, Eurotatoria, Philodinida, Philodinidae.
AUGUUAAGACGAUCAUCAACAAUCAAUGAUGAAGAUCAAAAAAAAUUUUCAUUAAAAAAACGUUGGUUAGCACAUCAUCAUGAUGAUCAACAACAAGUUAAUAAUAAUAAUCAAAAUUAUAUAUUAGAAAUAAAUAAAUUAUUACGUGAAUAUAAUUUUCAAGAUUGGAGAACAAUAACAGUUCUUGUAGAAAUAAAUUCAAAUGAAUAUAUAUCAGGUAAAAUAAUAAAUAUUGGUUUAAAUGGUUGUUUAUCUGUACAAUUAAAUCAAUAUUCAAAUAAUAAAAUAAUUGAAAUAAAUGUUUAUGAAAAUAUAUUUGGAAUAUUAUCUGAUAAUGCACCACCUAUACAAGAUUUAAUUGAAGGAAAAUAUAUUUUAACUAAAAAUCCAUAUAAUAAGAAUUUAUAUCAAACAGCUGUUAUUAUUGAAAAAACACAAGAAGGAAAAUUUAAAAUUUUAUUUCAAGAUCAAUAUGAUAUAUUAUGUGUACCAAGACAAUCUAUUAGAUUAUUUUUACCACCAUGGCAUGAUGAAAUUCCAAUUGAUUGGAAUGAAGCACUUUAUCAAACAAGAUUAUUUACUGUUAAGAAGAUUUUUAAUGGUUCAUGUGUAAGUCCAUUAUGUGUAGAUGAUAAUAAUUGUUCAAAUGAUUCAUCAAAUAUGAAAAUGGAUAUAUGUGAAAAUGUAUUAAAUGAAAAAUCAUAUCGUAAAGGUGAUAUAAUAACAAUUGAUUCUCAAAUACGAAAAAAAUAUAAUGGUAAACAAUGGCGUCGUCUUUGUUCAUAUGAAAAAUGUAUAAAAGAAUCUCAAAGAUUUGGUCUUUGUUCAAGACAUUUAUCAUUAAAAGAUAAAGAUAAAGAUAAAGAUAAACUAAUAAUUAAUAUUCCAUUAAAUGAAACUAGUCAUCAAUCUCAAAUAAAUAAAUCUAUUUUAAUAAAAGAAAAUUCAAAUAAAUAUUUAAAAGAUAAAUUAAUACGUCGUCCAAUUAAUUCUUUUAUGUUAUUUUCUCAAGAAGAACGAGCAAAAAUACAUUUAGAAAAUCCACAUUAUGAUAAUAGAAAUGUAUCUAAAAUGUUAGGUGAAAAAUGGUAUUCAUUAUCACAAUAUCAACAACAACAAUAUAAAUUACGUGCUAAACAAUUAAGUGAUUUAAAUAAAGAACAAUUAAGAAGAUCAACUAGAUUACAAACAAAUAAUAAAAUAAUAUCAUCACCAACUCCAACAGAUCCACUUCAAGUUUUUGCACAAAUUUGUACAAAUAUGCCAAAAUUAACAGAAUAUUUUUCACCAAUAACAAAACCAUCAUUAGAAAAUUCAUCAACAUUAACAAAUAUAAUAACACCUGUACCUAUUCAUCCUAAUACAACAUUUAAUAUUAUUAAUCCAACACAAACUGAUCAUUCAUCUUAUCAAAUCGAAAAUGAAACAAAUAUAUUAUUAGAAAAAGAUAAACAAUCAAAUAUAAUUGAUAAAUAUGAUUAUUCAAAUGAAUAUUCAUUAUCAAAAUCUCCAUCAAUAUUAUCUCAUAGUGAAACUUGUCGAACAAUUGUUUCAAUGUUAAUUAAUCAACGUAAAACAAAUAUAGAUCUUGAACAACAACUUAAACAUUUACAAUCAUCAAUUAAACCAAUAUCUAUUGAUGAACAUCAAACACAUUCAUUUGUUUCAUCAUAUUCAUCAUCAAGUACAUCAACAGGUUAUUCAAGUGGUUCAUCAAUUGAUGGAAGUAGUACUAUUCUAUCAGCUUUUAGUUCACGUUCAAAUAGUUCAUUAUCGGAAAGAAGUAAAACAUCCCCAACAUCAUUUAAACCAAUUUUAAAAAUUAAAUCUCAAAUAACAACAGAUGAGGAUUUUAAUUAUAAAUCUUCAAUUUUAUAUCAACAAAAAAUUGAUUUAGAUGAACCAUUAAAUAAACGACAAAAAAUUAUUAAUUUAGAGGAAAGUGAAGGACCAAGAACUCGAUCUCGAAGUAUAAGUGAACGUGGAGGAAUAAUUGAAUCAUGUUCAAUGGUAACACGUAAACGAAAAGCAUCAAUUAUUAAUGAACAAAGUCAAACAGAAAUAAAACAAUUACCUAUGGAUUAUAUUAAACAAUUAGAUGAAAUGAAAAAUCAAUAUAUAAAAUUAAGUACAAAUCGACAUUCAACAAAUGACUCAAUAAAUAAAAGUCAAUUAUCAUCAAAAUUAAAAGUUAUUGAAUUUCUUAAAGAUCAUCUUUAUCCAACAGAUGCAUCAAUAUCAUCAUUUCAAAUAUUAAAUGCAGAAUUAUUUCCAAAUAAACGUAUUUUAAAUCAACGUAUUCGAGAAAUUCGUCAAAAAUUAAUGAGUCAUUUAAAACAAGAUAAAAUUUGA